AUGGAGACCCAUCAAAGUGCAACAACCUACGAGAAUUUGCCCCCUCACAGCAUUCGACUGUUGCGACUUGAUACAUCUGCCUCAGAGUCCAUUGUUGGAAGUCUCCACGUGGUCGACCUCGACACAGCACCCUCGUAUUACGCUGUCAGCCACUGCUGGGGCAAUCAAAGCCAAACCAUACCAAUUCUGAUAGGGGCCAAAAAGUUCCUUGUAUGUCCUGAUCUUGCAGCUGGCAUUCGUCGGCUUCGAGAGCUUUCAACCGAAACUUCGCAACUUGUCCCUCCCGUCCAGUAUGUAUGGAUCGAUAAUAUCUGCAUCAACCAGCAAGACGUGUACGAGCGUUCACGCCAGUUGCGGUACAUGGGCGAUAUCUAUUCGCGAUCUGUCAGAACUCUCAUUUGGUUAGGACCUUCAUCGGCAACCUCUGCUUCAGCUUGGGAAUUAGUCCAAACCCUUUACACCCUUUUCAAAGAGCAAUAUGAGGAGGUGGUGGACCUGGACAAUGUCGCAGUCAAAAUGUUCUCCGACAAAUCCCAUUCAGCCAACAGGCUUGCCGGAAUGGAAACCUUGCAAUGGCUGUAUCUGAAGGAAAUAUUCCAGAUACCGUGGUUCUCAAGAAUCUGGGUCGUGCAAGAAGUCGUGCUGUCGCGCAAAGAUCCUAUGAUCCUCCAUGGGCAUUAUGCCAUUCCAUGGCAGCGUCUUGAAGGGGCUGCAUACUGGCUUCGCCGCAACGGCUAUGUUCGGUUGACCCAAACAGCCGAGGAAAUUCUGAACGUAGACGUGAUAGGCCUGCUGAGACGGUCCCAGGUGAGGUGGCCCCUGGACGCUUUGCUAUCUGUCACUCAAAUGAAGUUCCAUGCCUCGGACCAAAGAGACAAGAUCUACGGCUUAUAUGGUCUGGCAGCAGAGACCCACGACUCCUCAAAGCAGCCUGCCGAAUUGGUUGUUGAUUAUACUCUCGACGUGGCACAGACGUAUCGUAGGGUUGCGCAUUAUCUGCUUCAACAUAACAAAUCCCUCGCGGUCCUCACACGCAUACGCGGCACCCAGGAGAGUUUGAGCCGAACCAGUCGACAAUAUGACUUCGCAGACUUUCCCUCAUGGCUUCCAGAUUGGAGUGAUUUUAGUGUCUAUGGUCGAGAUAUCCGGAGAAGCUUUUCGUGGGUCUACAGUUCUGAUAGCACAAAGACCCCAAGCUUAGGCUAUCCUGAGCAUUAUAAUGCUUCUGCUGGGUUACCCACGGAACUGCAUCAAUCGUCCAACGACUCUAUACUUCGGAUUAGCGGCAUGAGAGUUGACGUGAUCAGUCAGGUGAUUCCAUUGAACAGGGCGCUAGAUGGUGACGAAUCUAAUCAGGCCUUUACAUCAAACAUCAGAGACGUUUGUGAGGCAGUGUUGCCGAUGUCAGCAGGCAAAGACAUGAUUGACUGGACGGAGGCGCUGAUCAAGACAAUCAGCGCUGAACAACACAAUUCUGCUGGAUACAGUUGGCAGCAGUUUUCGAAAGAUGGGCUAGCUUACCUCUUCGAGCUGCUGUCGAGCAAAGAGAGUCAAAUGUCCCCCACUGUGAUGGAGAGCAUCAGCGUGAAAACAUUGGAAGUUCUACAGCAGAAAUCGCUUGACGGGAAACCAUUGAGUUUCGCUGCAAUCGCGCAAAAUUUCUGUUUCAAUAGGUCAUUUAUAAUCACCUCCGCCGGGCGCAUGGGGCUAGGACCAUCAGACUCCCGCCUUGGGGAUAUUAUUGCAAUCAUUCCAGGCAGUGGAGUUCCCCUUAUCAUGAGGCGUCUUUCCAAUGAUCCUCACUGGUUGUUAGUCGGAGAGUCUUACGUUCAAGGACUAAUGAACGGGGAGGCGAUAAAUCAUUCAGAGGUCGGGGAUUUUAAAAGGGAGAUAUUAGCAUUCAAAUAA
This is a messenger RNA of Pestalotiopsis fici W106-1, 1908 nucleotides long. RefSeq lists its product as uncharacterized. The record is from RefSeq and is a predicted model, not a curated record. The transcript has a single exon. Bases 1 to 1908 code for a protein of 635 amino acids. Lineage: Eukaryota; Fungi; Ascomycota; Sordariomycetes; Amphisphaeriales; Sporocadaceae.